Centruroides sculpturatus (bark scorpion) is the source of this 1228-nucleotide messenger RNA. RefSeq names its product general transcription factor IIH subunit 3-like (gene Tfb4). The coding region runs from base 191 to 1129 and encodes 312 amino acids. The record is from RefSeq and is a predicted model, not a curated record. NCBI's taxonomy places the organism in Eukaryota, Metazoa, Arthropoda, Arachnida, Scorpiones, Buthidae. Gene Ontology annotation, cellular component: transcription factor TFIIH holo complex; transcription factor TFIIH core complex. Gene Ontology annotation, biological process: regulation of DNA-templated transcription; nucleotide-excision repair. The transcript has 13 exons.
UGGUGGAUGGAGCUGGAAAUUUGAACUGUGUGAUAAUUUUAAUCGUUUCUCCAGUUAAAAGAAUAAUUUAAAUAUGGCAGAAGAAUUGUGUAUUAACAAAUGAAAGACAGCUCUACUGUAACACAAGUUGAAUGUCAUUUUCAUUGAGGCAUUGAAAAUUUUUAUCAUAAAUGGAACAUUUUAUAGUAUUAUGGUGCCGGGCGGUGAGGGACGGACCGCUCCCCAAAAAAUUCCUGGGGAUUUUUCGACCUGGAUUUCAUUCUGGGUUGAAGGAGGUGACCUUUUAGUUAUGAUUAUAGAUCUAACACCUUCUGUUGAAUUGAUGAGAAAAGAAGAGCAUGUAAUAACACAGUGCAUUGAUGGAAUAAUGGUGUUUUGCAAUUCUCAUUUAAUGUUGAGUUCAAGAAACAAAUUAGCUGUGAUUGGUUGUUAUACACACAAAAGUUGCUUUCUUUAUCCUCAUCAGAAUGCAAAAACUGUUCUUCAGUCUAAAGAUGGACAAUAUGAAUUAUUUUCUGAAGUUGAUAAUUCAAUUAAAGAAAAUAUCAAAAGUCUUGUUCUAGAGAAUACACAAGAAAUUGUAUCAACUGAUUCACUUCUUGCAGGUGCAAUCUGCAUGGCAUUAUGCUAUAUUAAUCGCAUUAGAAAAGAACAGUUGACUAAUAAAAAUAUACCUUCAAGAAUUUUGGUUUUUACAUCAUCAGGUGAUAAUGCGUCCCAGUAUAUGAAUUUUAUGAAUGCAUUCUUCACUGCACAAAAAGAGGGAAUUAUAAUUGAUGCAUGUAUUUUAGAAAAAGAUUCUGGACUUCUUCAACAGGGAUGUGAUAUAACUGGAGGGAUUUAUCUGAAAAUACCAAAUCCUGCAGGUUUUCUACAAUAUUUAUUGUGGGUUUUUCUUCCUAAUGAUAAAACAAGAAAAGAAAUGGUGUUACCUCCACGUAUCCAUGUUGAUUAUAGAGCUGCAUGUUUUUGUCAUAGAACUCUUAUAGAAAUUGGUUAUGUGUGUUCUGUUUGUCUUUCAAUAUUUUGCUCAUUCAGUCCAAUAUGUUCUACAUGUCAGACAACAUUCAAGUUUGCAGGAACACUUCCACCAUUAAAAGUAAAAAAGAAGAAAAGAAUUGGAAUCUAAUGGAAUAAAAUCAGAAUCAUUUGUAUAAAAUGAACUGUUUAUUUGUAAUUUAUAAAAAAAAUUGUUAUAAAUUUAAUAUGUAACAGUACAAAUACGUAU